AUACGUCACUUCCGACUUCUCCUCUACUUCCUGCAUGUGCCGGUAAUAUGGCAGCGCCCGUUGCGAUUCACUUGGAAUUUGGUGGUGGAGCAGAGCUGCUUUUUAAUGGUGUAAAGGAACAUCAUGUGACCCUUCCAAGCCAAUCCGAACCUUGGGAUGUGAAACAGCUGCUGGUCUGGAUCCAACGGAACCUGCUGAAGGAACGGCCCGAGCUCUUUGUCCAGGGGGACUCUGUGAGACCUGGGAUCCUGGUGCUUAUCAAUGAUGCAGACUGGGAGCUAAUGGGGGAGCUGGACUACCAACUACAAGACCAGGACAACAUUGUGUUUAUUUCUACUCUUCAUGGAGGAUAGCGAAUGAAUGAGAGCUACAAACCUAUUCUUGACACCUCUGUAAGAGCCUCUUCUUCACAUCAACUGCACUCACUCUCAACUUACCCGUGCAAACCCCCAAGCCCACUUCCCAACAACACGCCACCCCAUUGGACGCGCUGGAUGUGUUAUACUGCACCGACCGUGAUUGAUGUCAGUCCGCAGGAAUGAGUGGACAUUCAGAGAUGUGGAAAUGUGAAUUCUAGAGACGUUUGCGUAACAUUUGUUUUACAAUCAGCUUGGACAGGUGUAAAGGGAAGCUUCACAUGAUGCUUUGGUUGUACUGGCCAGCUCACAAGUGCGAGUCAACAUACCUUCAGAUGGUGUUUAAACCUUCAUCUCCCUUCAUCCUCUCUCCAGACCAAAUGGCAUCAUCUCAGGACUUAGGGCCUACUACCUACAGUCCAUGAGAGCAAUAUAGAAACGUUUAACAAUCUGUUAAACACACUGUAAUGGAUUGUAAGCAUUUAUAAGGACUUUUUAAGGGUUUAAUAAUGUUGUCUACAAAUAUAACUUCCCCUA
Molecule: messenger RNA, 893 nt
Organism: Etheostoma cragini (Arkansas darter)
Lineage: Eukaryota; Metazoa; Chordata; Actinopteri; Perciformes; Percidae
Gene: urm1
Product: ubiquitin related modifier 1
Exons: 5
Coding region: 48-353 (101 amino acids)
Biological process (GO): tRNA thio-modification; protein urmylation
Cellular component (GO): cytoplasm; nucleus
Molecular function (GO): protein tag activity
Source: RefSeq, a predicted model, not a curated record